This is a messenger RNA of Paramuricea clavata, 2472 nucleotides long. Lineage: Eukaryota; Metazoa; Cnidaria; Anthozoa; Malacalcyonacea; Plexauridae. The record is from the annotation of a GenBank genome assembly.
ACAAAAAUGACUUGCAUCAUCAGAAAGCUUACAAAAAACCGCAUAUAAGAUAUUCAAACAGUUUUUUGAUCCUUCAAAUAGUCUUUGAGUUAUUGCUGUUUUAAAUUUGAAAAUUGGACCAAAAUGUCGCAAUAAGGACUGGGUACUAGGUCAAAAACGCGUUUUUGACAGCGUAUAACUCGAUUAUACAGCGUAUAACUACAAUUAUAUAAUAUCAAAUAAUAUAAUAAUCAAAUAAUAUAAUGAUUUGACAGUGUAUAACUACAAUUUCAUAGGGGAUAAUCACCGAUCACCCAUUUUCUCGGUAUUUGGCAAGUUUUUUGCUUGGGAACUUUUUGUGGUAAUUGAGCAUCUAUGGUACUGUGCAAUGAACCACAGAAAAUCUAUUCCCCCCAGCGGGUUGCCACGAAAUUGCUUUUCCAAGCACUUUUUCGCACAACGGUCCACGGCCUAUUAUUCUUUAAAUCGAAGUCAAAAUACGAAAUUUCAGCACACUUCUGGCAGACCGCGCAGACAAAAACAAUAGAAAAGGACUGAAACUUAAGGGCAGUAGCUCAUCUUUGGCUCGAGUUCUCGCUCAAGGUAAAUAUGGAGGUCACUGGUACAUCGUCGUAAUUCGUUGUCUUGCUCAAACUCUGUGUUAUCUCUUAAUAGCAGAAUUCCUCCGAUCUCCGAUGACGUUGGAUUCCAAUUCUGCCUUUCUAGGAAGACCUCUCUGCACCGUCUUCAUCGACAAGCGAUCCUUUUUCAGCUUUCAAGAAUUUUGAUUACACUACUGAUCGAAACAGCCCGGAACGGAGCAAGCAUACACCGCAUUUAAAAGUAAACGGUUUAUCAACAAGCGAUCAAACUUUGAAUGAAACUGGGGGAUUAUAUAGUCAAACUAUUAGUGCCCUAUCAGACGAUACCAAACAAUUUUUACGAAAUUCGAGAAUCAUGACGGAAUCUUCAGAGAAUGCGAAAUUGCGAAAUUCUAACCCGUCGCUUGACAGUGGCCUUUUGGACUCGCCUCGUCUACGGCGAAAACCGCUUGUGAAAAAAUCGCAACCGGGGAAAAAGACCCUUAGGGAAAUCGCCAUGGAUCAAAGGAUUGGAAACGGUCACGUACCAUUGGCGCAUGCGUCGUCGGAGCCUUCGUUGUUCGCGGGCAAUUUUGGGAACGAACUGCAUAAUAGUAAGUCGUCGUCGGAUAUUAACAGUAACUCUGAUGCGAGUUCAAAUGUUGACUUGUUAGCACAAGCGGGAUUGGAGCAAUCAAGAACAAAUAGCCCCGAUCCAUUUUUAGAACUAAUUUCACAAAGACACAAGCCACAGCAAAAUGUAGGGCAGCGAAACGGGACUCCUUGGGUUGCAAAAUUUGAGUGAAUAUCGAUCUAAAGUAUCUAAUUAUCUCUCUGCCUCUCUGGUAGAAUUAAUGAAUGAUGCUGAUAGGUUUUACGGAAUGCGGAAAGCGAGUCACAGACGACAAGUUUUAUUUGCAACUUGCAAGUUUAAAUCCAGCAAAUUGUCUAUGACAAGUUUCUUGUUUUUUUUUGACCGCCACAAUAAUUACUACAACAAUAUAUCGGUGCGUGUUGCCAAAUUUUCUUUGUUGACCCAUACUGAUGAGCAAAAUUUGUACUUUGUGAUUUUUUUCUAUUUUCGAGUGUACUUGUUCAAAAGCUAGUAUGUUGUCAUAGAAAGGCAAACUUGCUUAUACAAACGUACAAAUCAAACUUGUCACAUGAAAACUUCUUAUAGAAAACUUCCUCGCCUGUAACCGGCUUAGCACCCUAUACGAACCCUCUAAUAAACAUUAUGUGUGCUAUGUAUUAGUUAGAUUGCGAUCCCGGCCGUGUUUUGGUAUAGAGCACUGGUCAAUUAAAGAGAUUAGUUAGUUUGAUAGGAAUAUGUAAAUAUUGAAAUAUUUGAAGUUAAUGUUAAAUUGUUAAUUAUUAAUGUUAAAUAUACAGAUAUUUAGUGAAUUUAGGAAAAGAUGGAAACAUUGUCUAAGUCUCGGGUGAAACUUUCGUAUUUGUCCAGAGUAUUUUUCCCUAUCGAAGGGAAGAUGGCUGUGAAACUCAUUAGAAUAACAAUAUAACUCAUCUAUGUUGGUCAACGUUUAUUCAUAAAUCUGGUCCUUCACCGUCACGUGUGUAAUGUAUUCUUGCCCAACUAACCAAUAGCAAUGUUUUAGGAAAGUCACCUAUCCGUGACUCGAACAAUAGGGAAACUGGAAAUUGCUAUUGGUGGAUUUGGUAAAAAUACAAACACACGUGAUAGUGAAACGACCAGAUUCAUGAAUAAACGUUGACCAACAUAGAUAAUGAGUUAUAUUUUAUUGUAAUGAGGGUUUCACAGCUAUCUUCCCUUAGAUAGGCUAUGAUCUGGUCAACCGAUCACGUUUAUCUCGCAUCACACGUGUACUGUAAAACUUACGUACUUUGGUUUACAUAUCUCGCAUUACACGUGUAAACACACACGUUGUUACCA